Molecule: messenger RNA, 2381 nt
Organism: Choloepus didactylus (southern two-toed sloth)
Lineage: Eukaryota; Metazoa; Chordata; Mammalia; Pilosa; Megalonychidae
Gene: DDO
Product: D-aspartate oxidase
Exons: 5
Coding region: 125-1150 (341 amino acids)
Molecular function (GO): D-amino-acid oxidase activity; FAD binding
Source: RefSeq, a predicted model, not a curated record
UGGAACAACCAUUCACUGGGAAAACAAGUACUGGUGCCAGAGCCUCCGGUGGCUUCCAAGGCUGCUUUCUGAGACAGGUGCUUCGAUCCUCCUGCUUGCUGCUCAGGAGUCAUUCUGCCCAUCCAUGGAUGUGGUACGGAUUGCAGUUGUUGGGGCGGGCGUGAUUGGGCUCUCCACUGCUUUGUGCAUUUCCAAAUUGGUGCCACGAUGCUCCAUUACAGUGAUCUCAGACAAGCAUACUCCUGAUACCACAAGUGAUGUGGCAGCUGGAAUGCUUAUUCCUCAUGCAUAUCCAGAUACAUCCAUUCACAAGCAGAAGCAGUGGUUUAGAGAGACCUUUGAGCAUCUGUUUGCAAUUGCCAAUUCUGCAGAAGCCGGAGACGCUGGCAUUCACCUGGUGUCUGGUUGGCAGAUAUUUCGAAGCCCUCCUACUGAAGAAGUGCCGUUCUGGGCUGACGUGGUUCUGGGAUUUCGAAAGAUGACCGAGGCUGAGCUGAAGAAAUUCCCCCAGCACAAGUCUGGUCAGGCUUUUACCACCCUGAAAUGUGAAGGCCCUACCUACCUCCCGUGGCUGGAGAAGAGGAUAAAAGAGAGAGGAGGACUAAUUCUCAGCCGACAGAUAGAAGACCUGUGGGAGCUUCAUCCAUCCUUUGACAUCGUGGUCAACUGUUCAGGCCUUGGAAGCAGACAGCUUGCGGGAGACUUGAAGAUUUUCCCUGUGAGGGGCCAAGUGCUCAAAGUUCAGGCUCCCUGGGUGAAGCAUUUUAUCCGCGACGAGAAUGGGUUGACCUAUGUUUACCCUGGUGCUUCCAACGUAACUCUGGGUGGAACUAGGCAAAAAGGAGACUGGAAUCUGUCUCCAGACCCAGAAAACAGUAGAGAGAUUCUUUCCCGAUGUUGUGCACUCGAGCCCUCCCUCCAGGGAGCCUAUGACAUAAGGGAGAAGGUGGGCUUGAGGCCCUCCAGGCCGGGCGUGCGGCUGCAGAAAGAGGUUCUAGCCCAAGACGGUCAGAGGCUGCAUGUGGUCCACCACUAUGGACACGGGAGCGGGGGCUUCUCCGUGCACUGGGGCUCAGCUCUGGAGGCUGCCAGGCUGGUGAGCGAGUGGGCCCAUGCCCUGAGGAGCCCCGCUCUCAAAGCUAAGUUGUAGGUGACAUGAAAUGACAGCAAAUGGCUCCGGAGGCUAUGGAUGGAAACACAAUUUAAGCACUGGAACAGGUUCAAAUAACUUUUCGAUUGCAUGAAAGUUUAAUUAGACCUGAAAAACUUGCAAAAUUCUCUGCAAAAUCAGAAAUGUUGCAACGUGUACCAUAGACUUAGGGACUCUAGUGUUAAUGACAUAGGGCAUAAAGCUCUAUUUUAGUUUUAACAAAUGCUUGUUACAAAGUAAAAGUUCUUUUAAAUCUGGUGUCCAAGGAUCUAUGCUAAUUUACAUGUGCUGGAAGCAUCUUUUGGCUCAUAAAUCUACAGGAGGAAAGAAUGUAUGGAAAACACUUAAACCACUGUCAAUUGCUGAGCUGCCCGUGAUCCUCUUAGCUUAUAGUCAAGUGAGCACUAUGGUUCCUCUAAAUAAAAUUACAUGGUGACCAUGCAACAUAGGCUUGCUACAUUUAAUUGAAGACAAAGCAUGAUUACUGCUAGCACCAGUGAUUAUCUUUUCCUCCCCACAGCAGGUAAUGAUGGCAGAAGAUGAGGCUGAAGUUGGCUAAAGAUGUGGCAUCAACUCAAUAGCUGUCUGGGCUCAACCAAACAGCCACUAAUGGAAAGGGUCAUCCUUUCCAUUACCAUGAAUGAUUGAGAGUUGGCUUACUGUAUGGUUGACUUUGCCUAAGCAUUUUGGAAAAUUCAAUAGCAUGUGUAGCCAAAGAGCUCAUUUGCUAAUUAAAAUAGAACAAUCAUUCUGAAUGCAAUACAACCAACGGGUAUGUUGCAAGUUACUAAUUAGUAUUGGUGGGCAUGAGUAUGCAUCAUGAUCAAAUGAGUUUGGAAUUAAUGAGUUAAAUAAACUUAACCUGGUUUCUUGAAUUAGGCCUACUCGAAGCCUUUAAUAUGUACAUGUGUAUUGUGAAUUAUCUGAAGGGUUCUGGGCUUGGGUAAAUGGUAAUGAAGUUCCUAUUCAUAGAGGUAGGGAAGGCUUGAGGAAAGGUAAAUUUAAUUUUAAUUUUGUUAGGGGGCAUCUUGUCUGAGAUGAUGAUAAGUUCUACUUUGCACGUCCUGGGGUUGACAUGGCAUUGGCAAUGGAAAGAUGGCAAAGAGAAAGUCCAGCACGAUUCAUUUUACCGUUUUGUACAUUGAACUUUUGUGUGUGGUUUUGUUUAAAGAGAGAAUUAUGCUGGUAAAACAAAACAAAAAACAAAGAUAAGCGAUAAGAAAGAGAGAAA